GUUUGAUAGCAAUCCGAGUUCUUUAGGUGAGCAAACUUGUCCGGUAUCCACGGAACUCAGUUCUUGCCGUUAGGUUUCAGGUUCCAACUGUCUCUUCGUCUCUGUACAAUUCUUAGGUUGAUGAAGCUGUUUUGCAAACGCCAUUACAGCUACUCCAGAUUCCCUCUCAAUCUUAAUCUAAACCGUCAUACACAAUCGCGGGUCCCAGAAAUCCUUAAUCUCUGCAAAUCAGGAUAUCUUUUAGACGCUAUCAAUCUCCUUAAUUUAACAGAUCCUAAAGAAAUCUAUACCAAACCAGUUAUUUAUGCUUCUCUCUUACAAACAUCUGUCAAAGCAAAUUCGUUCAACCAUGGACUUCAAAUUCAAUCCCACAUUAUUAAAUCCGGCCUCGAAGCUGAUCGCUUUGUCGGAAACAGUUUACUCUCUCUUUAUUUCAAACUUUGCUCUGAUUUUUCUGAAAGUGAAAAGGUGUUUAACAACUUACUUGUAAAAGAUGUAAUCUCCUGGACAUCAAUGGUAUCAGGUUAUGUGCGUGCUGGAAAACCCAAGCAAUCACUGGAAAUUUAUUGUAAAAUGUUGGAGGUUGGGAUUGAAUCUAAUGCAUUCACACUCUCUGCAAUGAUUAAAGCUUGUUCGGGCCUUGGUGAUCUAAGGCUCGGAAUUUGCUUUCAUGCUGUCGUUUUUGUGAGAGGUUUCGAUAAGAAUCAUGUAAUUUCUAGUGCCUUAAUUGAUAUGUAUGGGAAAAAUGCUUCCCCGGAUGACGCUCAUGGAGUAUUCGAAGAAAUGACUGAACCAGAUUUUGUUUGUUGGACUACGGUGAUUUCAGCAUUUACGAGGAAUGAUCGGUAUGAAAAGGCUUUAGAAUUUUAUUAUUUAAUGCAAAGUAAGUAUAAUUCAUUUGCAGAUGAAUUUACGGUUGGAACUGUUUUGACAGCUUGUGGAAAUCUAGGCAGAGUAAAACAAGGUAAAGAAGUUCAUGCCAAGGUUGUUACUGCUGGAAUUUGUGGGAAUGUCAUUGUUGAGAGUAGCCUUGUAGAUAUGUAUGGAAAAUGUGGAUUAGUGAGUUGUUCUCGUCAAGUUUUUGAUAGAAUGCCCAAGAAAAAUUCAGUUUCUUGGUGUGCACUUCUAGGGGCUUAUUGUCAAAAUGGUGACUUUGGAUCCGUUAUUGGGAUAUUCAGAGAGAUGGAAAAGACGGACGAUUUAUACAGUUUUGGGACUGUUCUUCGUGCUUGCGCAGGUUUAGCAGUUGUGAGACAAGGGAAAGAAGUCCACUGUCAAUACUUGAAGAAAAGGGGAUGGAGGGAUGUUGUUGUGGAAUCUGCUCUUGUUGAUCUUUACGCUAAAUGUGGGUUAAUCGAUUAUGCUCACAGAGUAUUUAAAGAGGUUCCUGUUAGAAAUUCGAUAACUUGGAAUUCGAUGAUUUGUGGGUAUGCUCAAAAUGGUAAAGUUGAAGAAGCUCUUAGGAUGUUUAAUGAGAUGAUUAACGAAGGGAUCAAGCCUGACUAUAUUAGUUUCAUUGGGGUACUUUUUGGUUUUAGCCAUACAGGUUUGGUUGAACAGGGACGAAAAUAUUUCAAAUUGAUGAAUGAAGAGUACAAAAUCGAUCCUGGCGUAGAGCAUUAUAAUUGUAUGGUUGAUCUUCUUGGUCGAGCUGGAUUACUUGAAGAAGCUGAAGACUUGAUUGUAAAGUCAGUUUUCGAAAGUGAUAUGUCUGUUUGGGAAACUCUUCUUGGUGCUUGCACAGCCCAAUCAGAUUUGGUUAUGGCUACACGUGUUGCGAAGAAAAUGAUUGAACUUAAACCAGAUUACCAUUUGAGCUACAUCCUAUUAGGAAAUGUGUAUAGAGCGGCUGGCAAGUGGGACGAUGCUACAAAACUUAGGAGCUUGAUGAAGGAACGAGGUGUAAAGAAAAUGCCUGGUAAGAGUUGGAUUGAGAUCAGUAGGAGUCAGGUUCUUAAUCCUACAAAUCUAGCUAAUGCUGGUUUACAACAAAAGGAAUUUUUCUAGAAAAUGGGAACGUAAGCUUUGAGAUGACGAGAUUUAUUGGGGUCAACUGCAAAAACAGUGAAUUUGGCUAACAAUAAUCUUGAGUAAAAUUUUCAUGUUUGCUUCCCAGUUGUUAUCUUUUCCAGUCGUGGUUUCAAGCACGACCCACCGAAGAGAACGUUAGUGGUGAAUUUUUGCAGAUUCACCAAUGUACCAUAUGAGGAGCUGGAUUCACCCAUUACAUACUGAAAGGCAAGAAACCUGGUUACUAGUUCGUUUCAUUUGGCUGUCAGAGGAAAAUUGAAAGCUCGGUAGAUAAUUCUACUCCUCUGGAAAGACAAAGAUCUCUCCUGUGCUACAUGCCCGUGUACUAUUUGGAAAUAGUGUCGGUUUGAAUGUUACGUGAAGAACAUGAGCAAGAAACUCAAGAAAGGUUAAGAGACCUCACAGUCACAACAUAACUGUUAAGGAUAACACAAUUAUCGUUCCUAGAGACUCUCAACUAAGUCAGUCAGUCAGUCAACAGAGCAAGUAAAUAGCUAGUCUUUAGGCUAUAUUUACCCUUCUGUUUAAGAGUUGUUAGUCAGUCUUUUGAAUCUAUUCAAACUGUGUAACAAAUCUGUAACUGUUCUGCAGAAUCUUUUUAGUAUAAAUAAGACGGCUAUCUCCACAGAUUGUGGAAGUUAUUCUACCAAA
Papaver somniferum (opium poppy) is the source of this 2682-nucleotide messenger RNA. Its product is annotated as pentatricopeptide repeat-containing protein At1g03540-like. The coding region runs from base 121 to 2007 and encodes 628 amino acids. Gene Ontology annotation, molecular function: protein binding; RNA binding. Gene Ontology annotation, biological process: RNA modification. The record is from RefSeq and is a predicted model, not a curated record. The transcript has a single exon. Lineage: Eukaryota; Viridiplantae; Streptophyta; Magnoliopsida; Ranunculales; Papaveraceae.